ACUUCUCCCAGUGAGAGAGAAACUGUGUUUGUGACCACAGAGGGCUGCUUCUGGUCAGACGCAGAUAUGUGUGAAAGAGCAGUCAGAGAGAGAGAGAGAGAGAGAGAGUGUGUUCCAGAUGACAUACACACCUCUCAGUGUUCAGCGUUCCUGCUUCAUCUUCUGAUGUGUUGAGGUCACCCCGUCCGUGCCCUGUGGAUAUGCGACUCAUCCUUCAGACAAUUCGUGGGUUUUAAUCUUGAGUGGAGUGAUGACUAAAACAGAAGAACACUCAGAAAUGACGGUUCGUUGGCAAAGGAGCUGAAGACUACCGCGAGAUCAAAUUGAGGAAACUACUUUUAGCUUUAAAGAAUCUUUAAGUGCUCAGGAGAAAGACUGAAAAUGAACCCGGUUCAGAAAGACAUGGAGCUGUUGAGUAACAGCAUGGCUACUUACGCUCAUAUCAAAGCAAACACAGAGAGCUUUGCGCUGUACUUCAUGUUUGGUGUAUGUUCUGGUCUUCUGGUGGCCCUGGUUCUUCUCAUACUGGGCAUCACCUGCAGGCCACGUUCAAAGGCAAAGACCCCCUCCCUACUCGACAAAAGACCCCUUAAAGAAUCCAACGAGGAGGAGGAAGAAAAGGAAGACAGUGAAGUAGACGCUGAGGACUUAGAGGUCCUGACGGUCACAGUGAGCGAUCAGAACCACCUGAACGGGACUAUUAAAAGCAUCAACGUCUUUACGUCUGCAGAGGAGCUGGAGAGAGCCAGGAGACUGGAGGAGAGAGAGAGAAUCGUGAGGGAGAUCUGGAGGAACGGACAGCCUGAUGUUCUGUUCACUGGAACAGGCACGCUCGGUCGAGUACACUACAUUUAGUGCAUACUCUUUCUCCUGAAAGACACUUUGAAAUACCGCUGAAGAUUUGUUGACUAAAUUCUAAUUUAAAUGUUCAUUUGAAUGAUGGAGUUUGUAAUUUCAUUUGCAUUUGAGGUUUUUGUGGUUGGAUUUUUAAAGUGCAUUUUAGGAUCCGCUAAUUUCUAUUUGAAGUGCUUUUGUAUACUUUGCUUUUAUAUAAAGCAUUUUUUUAUCUAGAUAUAUGCACAGAAAACUUAGUGAUAUUUCACCGCAAAAUAAAAAAUGUCAUUUAUU
Molecule: messenger RNA, 1128 nt
Organism: Triplophysa dalaica
Lineage: Eukaryota; Metazoa; Chordata; Actinopteri; Cypriniformes; Nemacheilidae
Gene: eva1bb
Product: eva-1 homolog Bb (C. elegans)
Exons: 3
Coding region: 382-855 (157 amino acids)
Source: RefSeq, a predicted model, not a curated record